Molecule: messenger RNA, 296 nt
Organism: Drosophila sechellia
Lineage: Eukaryota; Metazoa; Arthropoda; Insecta; Diptera; Drosophilidae
Gene: Sfp35C
Product: Seminal fluid protein 35C
Exons: 3
Coding region: 51-296 (81 amino acids)
Source: RefSeq, a predicted model, not a curated record
GUAAAAGUCAAUGAGACUGGUAAAGUCAGUUAUAAUCGGCUACUGUCAUAAUGAAAUUGUAUUUUUUAGUUAUUCUGGCCUUUAUGCUAGUCGGGAUUGGAUGGGGAGAAAACUGCAAUAAGCCGUGCGGAAAAUGCAUCUUGCCCACCUGCAAUUAUGAUGGGAAAUGUUACUUUGAGGGAACCAGCGCUUGUGCUCUGGAAAAUGAAAAGUGCCGACGAAAGAAAAAGAAUCUUGAACCAUUCGUAAAAACCGUGGCUGGGUUCUGUGAGAUGGGCGUUAAAAUGUGUAAAUAG